Messenger RNA from Alternaria hordeiaustralica, 552 nucleotides. RefSeq lists its product as uncharacterized. The coding region runs from base 1 to 552 and encodes 183 amino acids. Lineage: Eukaryota; Fungi; Ascomycota; Dothideomycetes; Pleosporales; Pleosporaceae. The record is from RefSeq and is a predicted model, not a curated record. The transcript is spliced from 2 exons.
AUGGACAACCGUCGUUCGCCCCUACCUAUUUGGCUCGAUAUCCUGUUGUUCAUAAACCUCACGAUUGUCAUGGUCUGUACCUCCAAGAUCUUCCUUCACAGUCUCGGCUACUUGGAUGCCCACUAUGUCUCGGGGUCGGACGCAGAUGCUCGCGUGUUGCUUCUAGGAGGGUUCGUCAUGAUCCUGGUUGCCAUCAUGAUCAUGAGGAGAGCACAAGCUGUCAUCAGAGACGUGGAGAAGCUCAAGUCUAGCAUGUCGCUAGCCCGUCGUGAGCUAGCUGUCGCCGAGCGUAAUCGUCGAGAGUCGCGAAGGGAGGAAGAGGACGAGGCAAACCUGAAUGCACUCCGAGCCUAUGCCGACGCCAACAACGACAUCAUGGCGAUCCUGGACAGAAUGCACGGUCGCAAGGACCCCGAUAUGGCUUCUAUCAGGAGUGUGCUCGAGGUCAGAACCGCCAUCGAAGAGCUGAGGAGGAAGAGUGGCGACGAGUUCGAGAUGUACAUUGCUCGCUUGGACACUAUCCGCUCGGCUUUCAGGCAACGAGACACCUAG